Molecule: messenger RNA, 3751 nt
Organism: Amblyraja radiata (thorny skate)
Lineage: Eukaryota; Metazoa; Chordata; Chondrichthyes; Rajiformes; Rajidae
Gene: fer
Product: fer (fps/fes related) tyrosine kinase
Exons: 19
Coding region: 291-2759 (822 amino acids)
Biological process (GO): peptidyl-tyrosine phosphorylation
Molecular function (GO): ATP binding; non-membrane spanning protein tyrosine kinase activity
Source: RefSeq, a predicted model, not a curated record
CGCUUGGAACCAACUCUGCCGUCGUCUCGCUCCCGGCAGCCCCUGUGGGGGACUGCGCCUGCGCGCCGCCCGCGGACCGUUGACCUCGACGAGCGAUGGUUAAAAGUUAAAAAAGAAGUCGAUCGGUUUGAACAUUGAUCAAUGUUUCCGGCGCGGCCUCCGAUCCGCGGCUGUUCACUCCUCCGGCCGGCCGGCGCUUUCUCUUGUUGCUGACGAGGACAGGGAACAUGCUUUGAUCAGUGGAUGCUGAUGUCGCUUUAAACACUGGAUAUCAUCGUGCCUUAUUCAACAUGGGGUUUGGAAGUGACCUUCAAAAUUCUCCUGAAGCUUUGCUAAAACUGCAGGAAUCCGAGCUUAAAUUAAUGGAGACACUAAAAAAGUUAAUGUCUCUAAGAGUUAAAAGUGACAAAGAGUAUGCAUCCUUAUUACAGAACAUUUGUCAGCAAGUGGAAAAGCAUGAAGCAUCCUCACCAGUGGAUUUUGUUAGUAAUAUCACAAAGUCUUGGGCCUGCGUGGUACAUCAAACAGAACAAUUGAGCAGAAUAAUGAAGGCACAUGCAGAAGACCUAAAUGUGGGACCUUUGUACAGGCUAACCAUGAUGAUCAAAGAUAAGCAGCAAGUGAAAAAAAAUUAUCAGAGUAUGCAACAACACCUGGAAGCUGAAAUGUACAAGGUAACGAAGACUGAAAUUGAAAAGCUGAAGUCUACCUACAGACACUUGGCAAAAGAAGCCACGGCUGCAAAGGAAAAAUAUAGAGAAGCCCUUUCGAAAGGUAAAGAGACUGAAAAGGCCAAAGACAGAUUUGACAAGGCCACAAUGAAACUCCAUAAUCUACACAACCAAUAUGUCCUGGCAGUGAAAGGCGCCCAGUUACAUCAGGAACAAUAUUAUGAUAAAGUUCUUCCUCUUCUCCUCGAUUCUCUUCAGAAGAUGCAAGAGGAAAUGAUUCUUGCAUUAAAGGGAAUUCUAGAAGAAUACGUAAACAUAACUAGUCUUGUGACAGAACAGAUAGUAAAUAUCCACAAGGAUGUCCUAAAUUCUGUUGAAGAAAUCAACCCCACUUCAGAGUACAGCCACUUCAUUGAAAAUCACAGGUCACAGCCAAUUAGGGAGGCAUGUAUUGAGUUUGACAUUUUAUUAUUAGAAGAAAUGGAAAAUGUUCAAUCCAAUGAUAUCUUGUGGAACAAUUUAACAGCAGAAAGUUUACAGACAACGCUAAAAACAACAACUGAAGACUUAAUCCAGACUCAACAAACCAUUACGAACAAGGAAGAAAUCAUGACCGAACUUGAGAAAAAAAUUGAUGAAACCAAAAUGGCAUGCGAAAAGAAAUCUGACAUUGUGCUAUUGCUGAGUCAGAAGCAGGCACUGGAUGAGCUGAGACAAAAUGUUCAGCAGAUGAAGUGUACUGAAGUUAAACUCUUUGCCCAGAAAGAUUUAUUGGAUCAUACGGUCAAAGAGAAUGAUGGGAAGGAACCACCUCCAGUGCUGGCCUAUGAAGAUGAUGCAAGAUCUAUCACUUCAAUGGAUAAAGGAAAAGAUAAGGUUUCAAAAUUUGAUUCCAUUCGACACUCCAUUGCAGGGAUGAUUCGAUCACCGAAGACUUAUUUAACUUCAUCCUUCUUUGAUGUGGUGCCGUCCAGUGAGAGACCAUUACCUGAGCAAGACUGGUAUCAUGGAGCUGUUCCUCGGAUAGAAGCCCAGGAGCUGCUGAAACAGCAAGGAGAUUUUCUGGUCCGAGAAAGUCACGGCAAACCCGGUGAAUAUGUCCUUUCUGUUUACUCGGAAGGGCAACGCAGACACUUUAUCAUCCAGUAUACUGACAAUCAAUAUCGAUUUGAAGGAACUGGAUUUCCCACGAUACCUCAGCUUUUAGAACAUCAUUACAGCACAAAGCAAGUAAUCACAAAAAAAUCAGGAGUAGUCCUUUUGAAUCCUGUUGUUAAGGACAAGAAGUGGGUACUCAAUCAUGAUGAUGUCACUCUUGGAGAGUUGCUAGGCAAAGGAAAUUUUGGAGAAGUCUUCAAAGGAACAUUAAAAGAUAAAACUGCUGUAGCUGUAAAAACAUGCAAAGAAGACUUGCCGCAGGAGCUAAAAAUAAAGUUUUUAUCCGAAGCAAGGAUACUAAAACAGUAUGAUCAUCCAAACAUUGUCAAACUAAUUGGUGUCUGUACCCAGCGGCAGCCCAUUUACAUUGUUAUGGAGCUUAUACAAGGUGGUGAUUUCCUUACUUUUUUAAGGAAAAAGAAAGAUGAAAUGAAAAUGAAACAGCUCGUCAAGAUGUCUUUGGAUGCUGCUGCUGGCAUGGCUUAUCUUGAAGGGAAAAACUGCAUUCACAGAGACCUAGCUGCUAGAAACUGUCUUGUGAGUGAUGGUAAUGUACUGAAAAUCAGUGACUUUGGCAUGUCGAGACAGGAAGAUGAUGGAAUUUAUUCAUCAUCUGGCUUGAAGCAGAUUCCAAUCAAAUGGACAGCCCCCGAAGCGUUAAAUUAUGGACGAUACAGUUCAGAGAGUGAUGUCUGGAGCUUUGGGAUACUCUUAUGGGAGACAUUUAGCAUGGGCGUAUGUCCAUAUCCUGGAAUGACCAAUCAACAGGCACGAGAGCAGGUUGAAAAAGGUUACAGGAUGUCAGCACCGCAGAAGUGUCCAGAGGACGUCUACAGCUUAAUGCUGAAAUGUUGGGAAUACAAACCAGAAAACAGACCAAAUUUCAGUGAUAUACACAAAGAACUCCUGGGUAUCAAGAAGGCAAUGUAGUGGCAUGGAGUAAAUGCUGACUGUAGAAAAUUCAGUAUUCAAGAAGUGAAGCAAAAAGAUCAGGAAAUAACAAUUUUCCUCCCACAUAUUGUAAUUAAAAUUAUGUAAACAUUUAUAUUGCACCAGCAUAUCAUUUAUUUACAGUUUAUAAUCAUUUAUUUCAUGUUAUUCUGGCCUGUAAAUAAUGGUAAAGUACAUUAUGGAGAAAUACAUUUCCAAUCCAUUAAAAAAGAGAUAAUUGCAAAAUAUUUUCACAAUAUCUCCUUAUAAAAUGUAAGUAAAGCAUGGGAGAUUUUGGUGCAUUCAUGUGGGUUGUUGUUGAAAUGAAACAUUGAGAUUUUCUGUGGAACUAAGUACAAGCUGGUCUAUUUUUAAUUGGUAUUGUAGAAUUUACAACAUUCUAACAGGAAAAAUAUUCCUGGAUCAGGAUAUUUAGACCCAUGUUGCUAUAAAAAGCACAAAAAUAACUCGAUUGCAUAUCUAAAUCAGAGACCCCAGUAAAAGGGCUUUGCAGUAAUCUCAUGUUGUGAUCGAUUAUCAUUGCAUAUAAUUUGUGGUGUUCCAGAUGAUACAAAUAUUAAGAAAACCCUUCCAUGAUGUACUUCAGCAUCCUGAAAUUCUGAACUGUGCAAGGUCCCUAUGGCUUCUAAACAAAUGUUAAAAUUGUUUUUUCAUUUAUUUCAGUCUUGAUAUCUUUGAUCUUACCGCUUACAAGGGUACCUUACACUAAACUUAAAAGAUUUGAAAAUUUCUAAACAAAACUAGGCAUUUUGCCAAUCUUUAAUAGUGACAAUAUUGUUUUGCUAUUUAUGUAUCACUGCUGAAUGUUAACCCUUUGAGUAUUAACUGCUUUUCCUGUUUUCUCAGAAUAUGAAUUAACGAUUGCUAAUAAUUAAUUAUUCAAAAGAAUUACCGGUAUAGAAAGCUUGCUUUGAGCAUUGCAAUGUUUCCUAAUUUGGAACUGUUCUAAAAUAAUCCAAAUUAAAACUGCA